AUGUUUGCCUACGUGAAGUUUUGUCUACCGGACAAUGGCUUAUGUAUUGUCAAAACAAGUCAGAUAGCCAAAUUUAAAAUUCCGUUUGAAAAAAAUAAAAAGUACGAGGUCACUUGUGAUGAUGAUACAGUUAAAAAAGCUGUGAAAUCUAAUGGUGCUGAAUCCCAAAAAAGAGUAAACAAACAGUACCUACAACAAUCUCACUACCCGAAACGCGUUUGCAUAAGAACAAAACAGAGGUGGAACCUCUUGCAGCAGCAGUCUUCUGAUCACUCUGUUUCUGUGACAAAAAAUGAGAAUAAUAUUGAAGAUGUUUCAGAAAAUUUAAAGUGUCUCGUGAGUAAUAAUAAGUCACUCUUCAGCAGCGAUAAUCAUACAAAUUCAAAUCUUUUUGAUAAUGAACAUACUGAAUUUCUAGACGUAAACAAUUUGAAUAAUGUAUAUAAUAUGAGCUCAGAAAGCUCUUCAGACAACGAUAGUUCUUCUUUUCAUAAAAUGGAUCAACAAGAAGCGAUAGAAGUGGAUAAAGAAAACGAUUCUUCUGCUAUAAAUAUCUCUGAAAUAAAAGAACCAUUAAUUCACUCUAAACCCGCUGAAGCUACUCUGUCAACAUCUGGAAAUUCUGUAGAGAACGAUGGCUAUCAAAACAAUGAAAUCAAAAAGAAUGAUCAGCAUUAUGGAAAGAAAGGGAUGACCAAUAACUGA
Molecule: messenger RNA, 705 nt
Organism: Cotesia congregata
Lineage: Eukaryota; Metazoa; Arthropoda; Insecta; Hymenoptera; Braconidae
Source: the annotation of a GenBank genome assembly